AUGAAAAAUAUUAAAAUACUUCUUUAUAUCCUUCCUUUUACAUUAUUAUUUCUUAUACAGGAUUCAGAACAAAAUUAUUAUAGUGAUUAUAAUUCUAAAAUGGAUACUGAAGCCUUAGUAAUUCAAGAUUUCUUGAAAUUUCUAGUAAAUAAUGCUCUUUUCCCAUUAAGUGCUGUUUCUCGAGGCUAUUGUCUAUACCAAUCUGUUAUAUAUUAUUCAAACGAAAAUUUAUAUCCAAAUUUUGAGACUACAGCUUUAGGGGCUAUCUUAUUAAGUAUAAAUUGGAAACAUACAAAUUCUUUUAUAAGUAAAUGUAAUAAAUCACUUAAAAUUAUUGAAAAUGAUCUUUUAGGUAUUAAUCGAAACAGAAAGAAUAAUUGGGUAAAUAAAACAAUAAAAAAUAAAACUAUUCGUAUAAAAAAAAUAAAAAUUUGCAAUUUAAUACAUUCUUGUUUAAAAUCUCUUGAAAAAUAUAAUCAAAUAGAACAUUUACGUCAAAUAUUAUAUGUUGAAACUCAUUAUAAAAAUCUUUAUGGGAAUUUAGCAGCUGAAGAAGAAGCUUGGAAAACUAUUAAAAUAAUUAGACAAUUAUUGGAAUCAAAUUUAUUAGAUGGAAAUAUAUAUAAUUAUCUUAAAUCAUUUAUUUUACAUCAUUAUAUAAAUAGAAUUAUUAUAUAUGCUAAUUUAGAACCAAUAUCACUUUAUGCUUCGAUAGGACUUCUUAAUACUAUGAAUAGAGAUCAUACUUUAAAUAAUUGGAUUUUAUCAGCUUCAAAAUCUUCUAUACAUCAGUCUGCAUAUGAUCCUGUUACUAAUAUUAGAUAUGAUCCUAAAAAGAGUUUAAAAUCUAAUAUUUAUAAUUUUAAGUAUAGGACAUGUAUUCAUGUUAUAUGGUCAUCUAGGAUAUUAUUAGAGAAUAAUGAACAAUCACAUUUAUUUCUUGAAAGUUCAAUGUCUAAUUUAAUAACAUUUUUUCAAGAUAGAAUUGAAUGGUUAUGUUAUAAAUUAUUUACUCAUACAAAAUUAGUUACAAAAGGUAACUAA
This is a messenger RNA of Cryptosporidium muris RN66, 1044 nucleotides long. RefSeq lists its product as uncharacterized. Lineage: Eukaryota; Apicomplexa; Conoidasida; Eucoccidiorida; Cryptosporidiidae. The record is from RefSeq and is a predicted model, not a curated record. Bases 1 to 1044 code for a protein of 347 amino acids. The transcript has a single exon.